AUUUAGUUUUUUUUUUGAGUUUGUUUUUGCGAUUUUGUUCAAAACAAUGAAGAAUUCCAAAACUGCCACAUCAACAACACCAACGAGCAACGGCAAAUGUAUGAUUGACAAAAUUGGAGACUCCGGUGGUCUGUUUGACCUCGUGGUUCGUCCGAUGUUCCAACAAGGCCACGAGGGUGAACUUUGUAGCUGGUUAAAAGAGUUCAGUCUUAUAAGGACGACGUCGGGGUGUCAGCAACCUGAAUGUGAAGGAAAGACAUUGACUUGGAACACAGCUCGAGUUAUUGACAGAUACACGUGGGUGUGUCCAACUUGCAAUAAAAAACAAUCUAUCAGAGAAGGCUCUUUUUUUAUGGGAGUCAAAGGUGACUUUAGGACAUGUCUCCAGCUUAUAUUGGCUUGGUGUCAAGAUAUUCCAUCAGAUAUUGCUGCUAAUAAUUUUGAAAUAAAAGAACACGUAAUAAAAAAAGUAUACGAAAGAUGUAGCAAAGUCGCUGAAUUUUAUGUUAAAUCACAUCCUGAAGAUUUCAAACUCGGUGGUCCAGGUCAUGUUGUUUUAGUUGAUGAAUUUCCUGGUGGCUAUAUGACAGACACGACUCCUGAUGUUACGACCACCAGAAAACGCAAUAAUAAUUCACAAACAAUUCUUUGUAUCGCCGAAGCAAGUCACUUACCUCCACGUAUUUGGUUGCAUAUAAUAAAAUCAUUACCUGAGUCCGCAAAAAUGAAAAAUAUCAACAAUAAUACUAAUACUAAUAAUAAUAAUAUUAGUAUUAAUAAUAAUAAUAAUAAUAACAACAAUAAUAAUAACAAUAAUAAUAAUGAACCUGGACAACAAAAAUGUGGAAUGAUUGAAGAAGCAAUAAAACAAAUAGUAAAUCAAGUCUUACCUGGAAGUUACGUCGUAGCAAAUUCACGAGCUCGUUGCUGUAAUUAUGAAUCACUCGUAGAUUUAAAGCAAUACGGAGUUUUUAGUAUCGAAUAUUUAAAAAAAUUUGAUGCUCCAGAUACUAAUAAACUUAUAAAUAAUUUAGCGACAAUAUGGCAAACUGGACUAGGAGUUUGUGAAGAAAUCCAAGAAUCAACACGCGCAGCAGGACAGCAAAUCAUAACAAAUUAUCUUUGGAGACAAAGGUAUGGAUCAGUAUCAUCAGUUGCCUUUCAAAAUAUGCUCAAUCAUAUUGUCGAGUGUUAUCGUUUCACUUGAAUAUUUUAAUUAUAAAAGAAGAAAAGAAAGUAAAAUAAUUUUUUAAGCAAUAGCCUUUUUUAGAGGCAUAAUUAAAUAAAAGUAAAAUUAAAAAUGAAUAAUAUUUUAAAAAAGUCUUCCAAGUGAGCUUCGGACGACGUUUGAGACUGACUCAAGUGCCUCUCGUAUAGCGAAUUGAUAUUUUAUUACGUCUGAGAGAUUAUUUAGUGAAAGAAAAGUAUCAAGUUUUAAUUAAGUAACAAGUUAUUGAAUAAUUAUUGGCUUUAUUAUCAUUAAUUAGUUCUGUUAACUAUUUAAAAUUUUAUAUUAUCAAACGCAAGUAAUUAUUAUUAAAAAAAACCGGUUAGAGUUUUUAAGUUGCCCGGUUAUUUAUUAAUUUUAUUAUUAAUGCACAAUGUUAAUUUUAUUAUCAAGUUAUCCAGAAACAAAUGUCAUUGGUUUAUAUAUAUACAGAUCAAUUAAUAGUUUAUUAAUUACUUUAAUAGUCUAACUUGUACUAUACAUUAAUUAAUCAAAAAUUUUUUUAAUUAUUUAUCACUAAAAAUAAUGAUAUUAAAAAUUAUAUACUCAUUUUAUAAAAGUCAAAAUUACUUUUGAUUUAAAAAAUAUUUUUUUUAAUUCGCACAUUUUGUUUUUAUUCGAAAAUAAUUUACUGAUAAUCGAUACACUAAAAAGUUUGCGGAUUAAAUCGAGAGUAAAUGCGGAGCGGAAGACGAAGUAUUUAUUUAAUUUCUUCGGAGUAAAAUUCACUUCGAAGGAGAGUUUAUUUUAAUAUAAAAAUACAGAACCGGAGUAAAUCCGGAUUUUUAAAAAAUUCAGGUCACUCCGCUAGAGAAAAAAACUCCAUAUUUACUCCGUAUUUUUUUUAAAACUCCGAGUGAAUCCGGAUAAAAAAAAAUCUGUAAUCACUCCCGAAUUUUUUCAGUGUAUAAACGCACAUGUAUAAAUUUUAUCCUUACAAAAAAAUGAGAAUUUUUACUAUAGAUUGUUAUCUCUAAGAUAAGAAGCCCAAUACCCGAUCACUUCUUGUUAAAAUACUACGGAUUAAAUUAUAAAAUAAUCAGAUUCAAAUUAAAAUAUUUAAUUAUUAAUGUUAAAAAUAUUAGUACUAUCAGCCGAACUCAAAGUAAAUGCAUUUAAUUUUUUUACUAAGCAAUUAAAUUUAUGACGUAGUCAGAUCUAGAUAAAGAUGUAUGACAAACACAAAUGUAUAUAUAUUAGGGUGGUCGUUAAAAAUUAAAUUUUCUCAGGCGCCCCAUAAAAAGCUUCCUUUUAGUGAAAAACUACGUGGGGAAUUUGUUUUUUUCGUUUUAAGUAAAAAGAACACGUGCCUCAGGUCAAAGUUAAUUUUUCGAUACAAUCGCGGUUUUUUUGAAAUAUCUCGUGAAAUAUGCAGAUUAAAGGAAACAAUCAUAGGAACAAUUUUGUAGGAAGUUAAAUUUUUGACACAAAAGAUCAUGUUCAUUUUUUUUAUAAAAUGUGUAUUUAUAAAGAUAUUUAAAAAAGAUAUUUUUAAAAAAAUUUUUUUAGAUCUGAUGAAUUGAGCGUUUUAAGGAUUGCAAAUUUUGAAAAUAACAUUUUUCUAAGUAUGUAGAAACUACAACAAGCAUUAAGGAUUGAUAUGUUUCGAGUUACGAAGUUGUCUAUAUUUAAGAAAAAACGUUAUUUUUGACAUUCGUAAUCCUUAAAAUGCCCAAUUGAUAAGAUCUAAAAAAGUUUUUUUUUAAAUAUCUUCAUAAAUACACGUUAUAUAACAAAAAUGAAUAUGACCUUUUUUGUCAAGAAUUUAAUUUCCUACAAAAUUGUUCCUAUAAUUUUUUCUUUUAAUCUGCAUAUUUCAUGAGAUAUUUAAAAAAAACCGCGAUUGUAUCCAAAAAUGAACUUUGAUCGUCCUGCAGCACGUGUUCUUUUUACUUAAAAAAAUUUAAUUUUUAACGACCACCCUAAUAUAUAUAUAUAUAUAUAUAUAUAUAUAUAUAUAUAUAUAUAUAUAUAUAUAUA
Microplitis mediator is the source of this 3208-nucleotide messenger RNA. RefSeq lists its product as uncharacterized. The transcript has 6 exons. NCBI's taxonomy places the organism in Eukaryota, Metazoa, Arthropoda, Insecta, Hymenoptera, Braconidae. The record is from RefSeq and is a predicted model, not a curated record. The coding region runs from base 47 to 1207 and encodes 386 amino acids.